AUGGGAAGUUGGGAUGGACAUUUCGCGGCCGUCGCACCGGUUGGAGUCGUGUCGAUGGCAGCUGAGAAUGCGACGGGCGGUGCUGUUUCCGGCGCCGAAAAGGAUCGGCUGCCCGUCGAAAAAGACGAAAUUGUCGUGGGUUUUUCCGAAAAAGUGUCCCGAAAAGCUAAAAACCGAUAAAAAACGGUCAAAAUUUGAAAAAAAAAAAAACUUUUUGGUAAAAGGAGAAAAUCCGAAGUUCCACGAAUUGAGCAAAAACGCUUUAUUUAUUAUUUAAAACCGUCUAUUAUGUUGAGAGCAGCGAAAAAUUGAAAAAAUUCUUGAAGAAGGUUUUUCUUCCGAAAUUCGAUUUUGAAGAAGUGGUUUUUUCUACUCACUCAAAAUAAUUUCAAUGCUGUAUCUCAGAGCGAGUUAAUUCGAGUUUUGAUCGAAAUUAAGAAAUUUUCGUGUAGUUUUUUGAAUAGAUUUUUUUUAUCGAAAACUCUCAUUUUUCUAGAUUUUUCGAUCUCUAAUUUCUUGGGGAAAAGUCAAUACAUACGCCAAGUAACUAAUUUCGAAUCUUUCGAACAAAUUCAUGACCUGUGAAGGUAUAGAUGGUCUCAAAUCUCGCGAGUCGGAAUUCAAUAUCGAACUUGAAUUAUUUUUUUAAGUGAGAGCAUCAUUAUCAAACCCUUUUUGUUUUUAGAGCCUGAUUUAUUAAAUUUGUUCAUUUUGGCUGUUUUUAGCUAGCAAAAGCUCUUAGCUUUGACUAUCCCGAAGUAAUCGGAAACAUUUUUCAAGUCCGGAGAGUACCGAAGAAAAAUCACUAAGACGCAGAUGUUAUGACUCAUUUCCUAUUACGGGUUUUUUCUUGGAAAAAAUCUUGCGGAGAGUCUUGGAAGAGAAAAAAUAAUCCCAGAGACCACAACGAGAAAAAAAAAUCGAAAUUUCAGACAGAAAACCAGAAAAAAUACAAACUUCAGUCGAUUCUGGGCGAUGGCGGCUAUGGCACCGUUUUUCUGAGCCACGACAAAGAAACGUUGAACUUACCUUUUCAUGUUGAAUGUUUUUUUUUCUCUUUUAGACGAGUGGCCGUGAAAACGGAAAAGUACAGCAGGUCGAUGUUGCACAUCGAAGUGAACGUCUUGAAAGCGGCCAAUCUGGCGAGUUGCAAGCAUUUCUGCGAUCUCAUGGACUACGUGGGGCUUCGAGAAGAGAGAAUAAUUGAAGUUUCCUAAGUUCAGGGCUCGAAAAAGCCUGACUACGUUUACGUAGUGAUGACGCUGCUCGGGAAGGACCUGCAUAAGUUGCGGAGCGAACUUCCCGACAGGAAGUUCUCCCUCAACACGGCCACCAAACUCGGCAUACAGUCCCUGAGAGUAAGAUCUGGAUAUGAUCAGAAAUAUUCAAUUUCUCUGUAUGAAACAAGUCUGAGUGGAAAAAUAGUUUUUCUGGUUUCUUUCAGACGAAGUACUUCGUCUUUAUCGGAUAACACCUUUUUGAUUCCAGUUUUUGAGUUUGACCACCAAUUUUUUAAAUUGAUUUCCCCCUUCACAAAAUUUCUUUUUCAUUGGAAAAAAAAACUCAAAUUAGCCAUUUUCAGGCUUGCGAAGAGCUUCACAAGGUUGGGUACAUCAGCCGUGACAUCAAACCUGGAAAUUUCGCUCCGGGGCUCAAGGAGAAUAAGCAAGCCAAGAUAAUCUUUAUGUAUGACUUCGGUUUGGCUCGCAAAUAUAUCGACAGGGUUCGUGCUUUUUCUAUUUAUAAACACUCAAUCGAAAAAGAAAAAAACAAGGAAACAAAUCGACUGGGAAGUACUGAAACGAACGGAAUUUAGAAUAAUAAUGUUCUCCCGUCGAGGAAAGAGAUUGGCUGGAGAGGAACCACGCGGUACGGCAGCCUCAACGCCCAUCUUCGUUUGGUAUUUUUUGAAACGUUUUUGAAACAUUUUGUGGAAUAUAAGUAACUUUAAUUGACCUGAAAGACAUGAACGAAUUAUUUCGAUAUUGAAUUUAUGGCUCAGGACCUCGGCCGACGAGACGAUCUUGAGAGCUGGUUCUACAUGUUGGUGGAAAUGACUCGCGGGACGAUCCCGUGGAGAUUGGUCACAGGCAAACUUCGGAAGCAUUUACGCGGUAAAAGAGAUGUUUCCAGACCGCACGGCAGUGCAGAAGGCAAAGGAAGCGGCCCGAGGAAGUGGCCGCCAGCAAUUUCUGUUCGAAGUUCCGAGUCAGUACGACAAGAUCCUGAGCCUCAUCGACGCCCUCAGCUUCGAAGCCACUCCCGACUACAAUGCCCUUUGCAAGCUGAUUGAGGAGGUUUGGCAGGAAUGAGACCGGCAAAACUUCUAAUAGCAAUUGGUCAAAUAUUGACUGAAGUUUCAACUUUCAACAGAAACUCAUAUUUAUUUGAUCGAUUAGUCCUUUUAAUUUUUAUCUUGUUUAACCAAUACUUUCAAUUUCAUGUAGAAUCUUACAAAUGGGCAUUAGACCUCGAAGGAAUGAAGGACUGGGCCAAUUUCGGCUUUUAUUGCUUCAGGAACCUUGCAGAAGAAAUCAAAAAAUAACACUGGUACUCAACUUCUUCGCCAAGUUGUCAUGAAAAAACUUGCGAUCAACUUUUUUCUUUUCGGAAGUCAGAGUUUGGUUGAUUUUAGUGGUGCCGUGUUCAAAGUAAUUUUGGCGAACUGCAAAGCAGUCUCUGACUCUCCAAAAUCUAGUUAUCUUUUUUCACUUGCUGACAACUAAUCACUUUGAACACAAAAUGGAAAUUUGAAAGGCUUUGUUUUUAACUUAUUGCAGAAGUUUUAGGCUUUGUUGUGGGUCCUUAACGAAACGGGAAAAGGUUAUGGAAAAUAAUCUUUCUAAAAUUCAAAGAUCUACCUGAAUUAAACGCAAAUUUUUUAAAUCAAUUUUUCUUUUGAGGACAUGAGCAACGAUCUAUCGCGUAGAGUAAAAAGAAAAACGUUUUCUACAUUUAUCUGAGUAUAUUGUAUGAAAGUAAGGAUUGAAAAAAGAAAUGGGCAAAAAAUUUUAAUGAAAGUAUUUCCUUGAAGGUUCGAGAGGAGAAGCAGCUGCGAGAGAAGGAGUGUUGGGACUGGGAGGAAGAAACUGUCUCGACGACUGUCACCACCGUCACCUCCUACUCUGACAAGGAGCUCCGCGCCAAGGCCGAAAAGUUAGCCUCACCUCAAGUCUCAAACUUUUUUUCUCUUUUUCCAGGAGUAAGUAG
Caenorhabditis auriculariae is the source of this 3210-nucleotide messenger RNA. The record is from the annotation of a GenBank genome assembly. NCBI's taxonomy places the organism in Eukaryota, Metazoa, Nematoda, Chromadorea, Rhabditida, Rhabditidae.